This is a messenger RNA of Sesamum indicum (sesame), 1294 nucleotides long. Its product is annotated as benzoate carboxyl methyltransferase. NCBI's taxonomy places the organism in Eukaryota, Viridiplantae, Streptophyta, Magnoliopsida, Lamiales, Pedaliaceae. Gene Ontology annotation, molecular function: methyltransferase activity. The record is from RefSeq and is a predicted model, not a curated record.
AGAAAAGUAAGAAGCUUCAGAAAUGGUGGUGAAGAACGUCAUGAACAUGAAUCCAGGAGAUGGUGCAACUAGCUAUGCCAACAAUUCUGGCCUUCAAAAAGCAGUGAUGUCAGAAGCAUUGCCUUUGGUAGAUGAGACAUUGGAAGCAAUGUUUUCUGCUGAAAAUGGCUUCCAUGCUAAGUGCUUGAAGUUGGUGGAUUUGGGCUGUUCAUCAGGACCCAAUACUCUUUUCAUCAUCUCCCAUAUCCUGAAUACAAUUGAAGACUUGUGCAGUAAGAGAAAUAACAGUACUGAUCAUCAUCACUUACCUGAAUUUGAGGUGUUUCUGAAUGAUCUUCCAGACAAUGACUUCAACAACCUCUUCAAACUGCUCCUGAAUUCCAACGUGAUUAAUGGUAAGAAGAAGAGGCAUUGCUUUUUGUAUGGCUUGCCAGGCUCUUUCUAUUGCAGGCUGUUUCCAAGCAAUACUCUUCACUUUGCUUAUUCUUGCUACAGCCUUCACUGGCUCUCUCAGGUUCCUGAAGGAAUUGAGAGUAGAAAUAAAGAGAAUAUAUGCAUAGCAAGAACAAGUUCCCCAGAGGUAUUUGAAGCCUAUGCAAAGCAAUACCAAAGAGAUUUCUCCACAUUUUUAAGCCUGAGAGGUGAAGAAAUGAUAGUCGGUGGGCGUAUGGUAUUGAUAUUUCGUGGCAGAAGUGUUGAAGAUCCUUCUCGCAUAGAUGAUUCUGCCCAUAUCACUUUGCUUUCCCAAACACUUCUCGACAUGGUAGAUGAGGAACUUGUCAAGAAGGAAGACCUGUACUCAUUCAACAUACCUCUUUACGCACCACGUGAACAAGAAGUGAAGACUGUGAUUGAAACCGAAGGGUCGUUCCACUUAGACAAGCUGCAAGGGUUUCGUGUCCGCUGGGAUGCCCAUGACAACGUUGUCGAUGACGAUGAAAAUAAUAUAAUUCUUAAAAUUCAUAGGUGUGGGAAAUUGGUGGCAGAUUGUGUUAGAGCUUUCAUGGAACCAAUGCUGGCUGCUCAUUUUGGGAGUUCCAUUGUUGAUGAACUAUUUGGAAGGUAUGCUAAGAAAGUGGAAGAGCAUUUCUCCAUGAAAAAAUCAACAUAUUUUGUUAUAGUCAUUUCUUUAAGUAGGAAAGGAAAGUAAUAUCAAUGGGGUUGUCUGAAAUACGAUUGGAAUAUCCCGUCGAUGGUUGUAAGGGAUCGAUCUGAAUGAUUAACUUCGAUGUAUAAUAUUUUUGUACGAAAUUUAUACAUCAUGAAGACUAAUAAAAUUGAAGGUUCCCAUUAA